UAUGGCAGAAAGAGCACGAGCCUUAGUACAGUGUCUGCUAAAUAACGAAGACUUUAUUGAAACAGUGGCAAAUGUAUGCAGCAACAACACUGCUGCAAGCCCAAAUGUGCACUCGUCAUUUGAUCGAGUUGAUGAUGAGGUGCGCUCACUUUUUAAUAGAGGUGCGCAAACCAGAGUGCCAGAUUUUCUGAGGCCGGACCCAAGUGUAUUUUUAAGAAGCGGUACCGGACCCGGUAACUUAAUACAAAACGGUGAUAUCAGCCUCAGCGUCAGCAGCAUGUCCAACCCGCAGCAAUUACCAGUCCCGUCGUAUAACCUGAGGCGUUUGCCUAGAAUUAACAGCAGACGACAGACAAGACGAACUCGAGAACUUCAGCACGUGACUUUUACAAAGGAAGUUGUGCUUCUGCCUGACAACAGCUCUACACUUGUGCCACGCCGUGCAAGUAAGGCCUGGUUAUAUGAUCAUGGCCAUGUGAAAUCAGCAGUAGAGUUUAACAUUGAAUGGGAUGAGUCUGAGGUGAUGGCCACCAUUCGAAGGUCCUUCAUGCCACUGGUUGAUGGUUGCAGUGAAUAUGUCAGUUUGCUUGAAAUUGAAGAAUACGACCCCAGUGAUGCAAGUCUUCAGGAAGCCAUUGGGAACUCGCUGUCUGACACUACUUUUGGAACCUUGAAGUAA
Molecule: messenger RNA, 679 nt
Organism: Paramormyrops kingsleyae
Lineage: Eukaryota; Metazoa; Chordata; Actinopteri; Osteoglossiformes; Mormyridae
Source: RefSeq, a predicted model, not a curated record